Drosophila suzukii is the source of this 1132-nucleotide messenger RNA. RefSeq lists its product as uncharacterized. NCBI's taxonomy places the organism in Eukaryota, Metazoa, Arthropoda, Insecta, Diptera, Drosophilidae. The record is from RefSeq and is a predicted model, not a curated record.
GCCAAAUUCAGAGCUGCUAAAGCCAGGAAAAAGUUCAGUAGCAAUUUUCUACAACCCCAUUUUAUAGAAAAUAAACAAAAUUUCUAGUUAACAAAAUUUUAGAAAAAGUAAGAUUGGAUUUUCUUUCUGGUAAAUAUGUCGAAGGCAACAAAACUGCGCUUUGCGCUGAUCACCGAGGAUGUUCUGAACAAGCUGCGACCCCGAUCUCAGUCGGAAAGUGCCCGUUCUAAGUACAUGAACGAGAUAUAUAUGGUCAUUAGGACGGCGGUCAACGAGGCUGUGGACGAGAAGUUGCAGCAGUUGAGCACGAUCAUUAGUCAGAUGGUCGAGGAGAGGGUUCUUAAGAUUCUGGAGCAGCAGGGCUUCGGCAGGUCCAUGGCGGGCAGUGGCUCAGCCGGAAGAAAAAGCGAUCAUAAAGAUCCAUCCCAGGAGAAGGAAUCAGCCAAGGGGGCAGGCGAGUGCUCCAGUGCCUUGAAGUUGGGCAAUCUCAAACGUCGUCGACCCAAGAAUAAUAAUCCUUCUAAAGAAGGACAUGUGACCUUCGCCCCAGAGGAACAGUUAGCCAAGAAACCCCGGACCAAGGCCCAGAAAAUCACCGUAAUGCCCAUCCAUCGGGAGAACCAGGUGAAGAGCUCUCCCUCGACCGGCAAUAAUGCACCUUUGCUGCCAACUCCGCCACCACUCCACAUGGAUCACAAUGCCCUGGAUGCUGAGGAUGACGAUGAUGACAACUUCUCGGAUGUGGAAGAACCCUCCAUUCUCACCAUCGCCGCCAAAUAUCUCAAGAAACUCGAGGAUGCCCGCCGUCGCAAGCAGCAGCAGCAGCAUUAACUUUUCGACCUUACCCCAGAAAUUGUUGGUCUAGAAAAAUGGGAAGCCAUCUCUAUGGUAGUUUUCAAAUUGCUUCAAGACCCCCAAUUUCCGGGAAUACCAGUCCUUCGUAUUUCCUUAACUUUUGAGAUAAAUUUCCAAAGAGUGCAUAUACUAUAUAGAACAUUUUCGUGGAAGCCAUCGACUAAUGGAGUGGGUAAAAAAUGUUAAUAAAUUGAGCCAGAGUCAAGUGAUUUUAUACGGUCUAAAUCCAAUAUUUGAGAUGUACAAACCAAAUGUAAAUUUAUUGGGAUUAUCAUGU